AUCCGCCAUUUAUUUUUUUCAAUCAUGGCUGAUUUGCAAGAAAGCUCCGCCAGCAUUUCUGUCUCAAAGGAAGACCCUGGCACUGUUCGUGUUGCUUUUAAUAAGCCCGAGGAUCAACCUGAAGCCUCUCAUGAUGAUCCUCCUACUGAAGAAGAAGCGAAGGCUGAGGAGAUUAGCUUCGAGAUUGAUGACAAGACUAGCCCUGCUAUGGCUGAACCGACACCCCCCACAACAAAGGAGACAGAGAAGGAAAGCGAGGAAGGUGUGAAACCUGUCCCUGUUCACAAAUUAUUUCGUUUUGCGACAGCCUUUGAUUGGCUCCUGAUAUCAAUCAGCAUCAUAUCUGCCAUCCUUCAUGGCUGUGCUCUCCCUGGCGCCAUGUACGUGUUUGGGGACCUCACCAACCUCUUCUUCAAUCACGACAUCUCGCGUCAAGUCUUUUCAGAAAUCCAAACAAAUAUCUCUAGCAUUUAUGGAAACUUUAUGUUUGUCGAGAACGGGAGUCUUCCUAACGUUACGUCUGCCAUUGCUACCUUAACCAUCACACCUAAUAUUCUUGCGACAGACACAAAUAUCACAACUCUAACCGUCUUAGCAUUUAACGCAAUCUCUAAUAGUAACACGACAACAUUUGAUGAAUUAAGCUGGCUUGGCUGUUUGAUUUCUAACUACUCAAGUGAAGCCAUUGAUGGGCUAGAUACUAAUUUUAAAGUCCUUCGAGAGCUAGCAACCAAUUCCGAGUACACCCUUCUUGUUACGACGGAUACUUGUCGCUGCGUCCAGAGCCAGUUCACCAGUUUCAGUCAAGAGGCGGUUUGUUAUUCAAACGAUACCUUCUUUUUUGGACGAGGAGGGAUCGACGGUAUCUUAUGGGUCAUAUAUCUGUUUCUGAUUAUUAGUGGCGGCUCUUUUAUACUGGGUAGCAUUCAGACGAUGACGAUGAAACUUGCAUCAGAGAGACAAGUGUAUAGAGUAAGGGUGAAGCUGUACUCUUCUUUCUUAAAGCAAGACAUUGGCUGGUUUGACUGCAAUGAUGUGGGGGAGUUAGCCGUACUACAACAAGAAAAUGUUGACAAGUUCAGCGAUGGUAUUGGGGAUAAGUUUGCAACACUCAUUCAGUGGCUGACCACAUUCUUUGCUGGGUUUGUGGUUGGGUUUAUAAGAGGAUGGCAACUUGCCUUACUACUGACAUUCAUCACUCCAUUCAUGGCAGUAGCUGGCAUUAUCUUUUAUAGAGUUGCUGCUUCGUUUACAAGUCAAGAGCAGAAGUUAUAUGCUGGUGCAGGUGCUAUUGCUGAAGAGGUCCUAUCAUCAGUUAGAACUGUAGUAGCCUUUGGAGGAGAAUAUAAAGAAGUGGACAGAUACGAGUCUCAGUUGGAGGAUGCUAGGAAAGUUGGUGGUAAGAAAGGAGCAGCAGUUGGUGCCAGUCUCGGCUCAUUCUAUAUCAUUGUGUUUAUCAUUUAUGCUGUUGCUUUCUGGUUUGGUGGGUAUCUGAUAUCAGUGGAGAUCCUCCUAGCCGGUGAUAUGCUGGCAGUGUUCUAUGCUAUACUAGUGGGAUCACUCUCACUGGGUCAGGCCACUCCUAGCAUUGAGAGUGUAGUGAAUGCCACAGGAGCAGCUGGAGAAAUAUUUGAAAUUAUUGAUAGAGAGCCUCCUAUUAAUUCUGAUUCAGACGAAGGACUCAAACCUGAUGAUUUCAAGCCGUCCAUUACAUUUAAAGACGUCGUGUUUAGAUAUCCAGCAAGACCUGAUGUACCAGUACUGACUGGUCUGGACCUACAGGUUGAUGUUGGACAGACUGUAGCACUGGUUGGAUCCAGCGGAUCUGGUAAGAGCACAGUCAUAUCACUGAUACAAAGAUUUUAUAAUCCUUUGGGUGGACAAAUUACUGUUGGUGGUUAUGAUAUUAAGGAGCUCAAUUUGAAGUGGUUGAGGAGUAACAUUGGUGUAGUAUCACAGGAGCCUGUACUGUUUGACACUACAAUUGCUGAGAAUAUUAGCUAUGGAAAAGAAGGAGCUACUACAGAAGAGAUAGAGGCAGCAGCUCGUGCAGCAAACGCUCACAACUUUAUAUCAGAGCUACCUGAUAGAUACAAUACUUUAGUAGGGGACAAAGGAGCUCAGUUGAGUGGUGGACAGAAACAACGUAUUGCUAUAGCAAGAGCUCUAGUGAGAGACCCAAAGAUACUCCUACUGGAUGAAGCUACCUCAGCUCUUGACACAGAGAGUGAGAAGAUUGUACAAGAGGCACUGGAUAAAGCAAGGGAAGGACGAACAACAUUCAUAAUAGCUCAUCGCCUGUCGACAAUACAACAAGCUGAUGUU
Messenger RNA from Amphimedon queenslandica, 2325 nucleotides. RefSeq names its product multidrug resistance protein 1-like. The record is from RefSeq and is a predicted model, not a curated record. Gene Ontology annotation, biological process: transmembrane transport. The transcript is spliced from 9 exons. Gene Ontology annotation, molecular function: ATP hydrolysis activity; ATP binding; ABC-type transporter activity. The annotation marks the transcript as partial. Lineage: Eukaryota; Metazoa; Porifera; Demospongiae; Haplosclerida; Niphatidae. Gene Ontology annotation, cellular component: plasma membrane.